UCAGUUACACUCCUCUCUCUGCCUGUUCUUAAUGAGACAGCUAUAAAAGUAGGUAGCAGCACUUCAGUUUUCUCCAAAAGCCAAUAAGUGCUGUAGUAUUAGACAAUAUGAGGCUUGCCUUGCUCUGUGUGUUUAAGGUUGUGCUGCUGGUCAGCACAGGGAGAAUUGGAGAUGCAGAAGAAGGAGGACUCAAGGAAGGCAAAGGGAGUGCAGCUUGCCCUGUGAAGCUCAGACCAAGUGCACAUUGUGAGGAGGAGGAGGACUGUCCAUACCAGGUUACCCUGCCACCCCUCACUAUCCAAAUGCCCAAGAAGUUCAAGAUGCUGGAGAAGACCAUGAAAGAGCUGCACAGCCUCAGACAGACAGUGAACAAGCUCAAGAGCUCCUGUCUGGAAUGCAAGCAGCAAGCUGACCAGAUCCUGCAGAAAGACAGCAGUGAAGGUCCUGGACCGGACCCUACAAGCAAUGAGCAGGGCAACAAAAGCCAGCAAAGUACCAGCAUCCAUGACAUGCAGAUAAAACUGAACAAGAUGUCCAGCAGCUUGAAGAAUGCAAGGAAAGAAAUCAACAGUCUACAGGGACGCAUUGAGGAGCUCAGCCUAUUGAACAUGAAGAAUGUGGAGGCUAUGGUCGACAAGAAGGUGAAAAACCUGACUGGGGUGGUCAGCAGCUUAGACAGCAAGUGUUCCAGCGCCUGUCCUGUCAUUACUUCACCACAGUUUAUAAUAGCGCCAAGAGACUGCUCCGAUUACAACGUCCUGGAAGAGAAGAAGAACGGGGUCUAUAAAGUCACCCCUGACCCCAAGAACGGUACCUUUGAUGUCUACUGCGACAUGGAAUCUUUCGGUGGAGGCUGGACCGUGAUCCAGCAUCGCUUCAAUGGCAGCGUGAGCUUCAACCGCACGUGGGCAGAGUACAAGAACGGCUUUGGGGCGGUCCAGGGGGAGUUCUGGCUGGGCAACGACAAGAUCCACCUGCUCACCAAGGCCAAGGACAUGAUCCUGCGGAUCGAGCUGGAGGACUUUGAAGGAGUGCGGGAGUACGCCAAGUACGAACAGUUCUACGUCUCCAACGAGUACCUUCGCUACCGACUAUCAGUCAGUGGCUACUCUGGCACUGCUGGGGACGCCCUGCACUUCAGCAAGAAUUACAACCACGACCAGAAGUUCUUUACCACCCCUGAUAAGGACAAUGACAUGUACCCCUCAGGGAACUGUGGUGCCUACUAUGGCUCGGGCUGGUGGUUUGAUGCUUGCAUGUCUGCAAACCUGAAUGGCAAAUACUACCACAAAAAAUACAAGGGGAUCCGAAAUGGGAUCUUCUGGGGCACUUGGCCGACUCUAUCGGAUGAACACCCGUCAAGUUACAGACAAGUGUUUAAAACAGUAAAAAUGAUGAUCAGACCUAAAAAAUAUGCACCGUAGGACGUGAGCGCUCGUCUGCUGACAUCCGAAUAACAAUAGCAAACUUCAGCAAGUUCAGAACACUUCACAUCACACCAAAUUUCUAAGUAAAAAAAAACAUUCUUAAUAGCACAUUGUUAAUUCUGUUAACACAAAAAUGUGAAGCAAACCUUACUGUUACAAUCCUUCUUCUCCUGAAUGUAAAAUGUUCCAGAAAUAUUAGUAUGAGAUACAAAUCUAUUUGCGACACAUCUCAGAAACUAUUCAUAUUUGCUAUAACAGGAAAAAAUAAAGUAUAAGAAGAAAAGUUUACAAAGGCGAGCAGGCCAGUCAGCCUAUCUAGCCCGUUUUGUUGCUAAUAGUCAUGUGAUUCAAACAUCUCAAUCCCACAUUUGUUUAGAAGUAGAAACAUCAAACUAUAGCCAACAAAGAGAGCCAAAGUGUACAAACCUAAUUUCUGAAAACAAUUGAAUCAAGUUGUACAGAAAAAAAAAUGAUAAGAAUUAUGUGCUUCACCUCCGCACAGUACGCUUAUGGCAUUUUAAACUAGCAGCUUGACAAGCUACCGAAAGCAUCCAUGAAAGAUGGUUACUAAGCUUAAAAACUGCCUCUGCUUUUUUUGUAUUUUAAUCAAAUCACAAUACAGCUUCAAAACACAA
Molecule: messenger RNA, 2062 nt
Organism: Lepisosteus oculatus (spotted gar)
Lineage: Eukaryota; Metazoa; Chordata; Actinopteri; Semionotiformes; Lepisosteidae
Gene: fgl2a
Product: fibrinogen-like 2a
Source: RefSeq, a predicted model, not a curated record